Bicyclus anynana (squinting bush brown) is the source of this 1831-nucleotide messenger RNA. Its product is annotated as juvenile hormone esterase-like. Bases 170 to 1813 code for a protein of 547 amino acids. The transcript has 3 exons. The record is from RefSeq and is a predicted model, not a curated record. Lineage: Eukaryota; Metazoa; Arthropoda; Insecta; Lepidoptera; Nymphalidae.
AUUAAACCCUUUUGUAACAAAAAUAAGGGCUAAAAUUAAAUAUUUAAAUUAUUUUGGACUGCAUAUUUAAUUUUGUUGUACCUGCCAAUAUAAAAGGACGUUUAGAAAUAAUGAUUUAUAGUUUUUGUAUUGUUCGUAUGGAGAACUCAUAGACAGAGAAAUUAAUGGAAUGGGUCCAUAUUGUCUAAGUGUUGUGUUUGCCGCCAUAUUGGGUGUUGUCUUUUCGUUCGAAAACACCCAAAUAAUUCACACUACGGAAGGAAAGAUUGAAGGAAGUUUAUCUGAAAAUGGUAUUUAUUACGAAUAUCUCGGUGUCAGAUAUGGUGUCCCGGUUAAAUUUAAGGCACCAUUACCCCCACCCAAAUUCUCAGAUGUCUACAAAGCUGACAACCGUAACAUCCUGUGCCCCCAAUUCCCAACCCACGACCCCUUAGCGGCACCCAGCGAGAACGAAGACUGCCUUAUCCUCAACAUAUACGUCCCAUCCUUCCUCAACGCCACCUUCCCUGUCAUGGUCUUCCUCCACGGCGGAGACUUCGGGGUAGGAUCCAGCUCAUCAUCCUUCUACGGACCUGAAUACCUCCUUAGCCACGGAGUAAUAGUUAUUACAGUUAACUAUAGAUUAAAUGUCUAUGGUUUCCUAAAUUUGGGGGUAUCUGAAGCACCGGGUAACGCUGGCCUUAAGGAUAUACGAGCAGCUUUGAGGUGGAUAAAGGAUAAUAUCGCUAAUUUUAAUGGUGAUCCGGAUAAUGUGACAGUUUUUGGUCAAGGCAGCGGAGGUGUCGCAGCUAUUUACCUAACCCUAACGAAUACAACCAAGGGAUUAUUCAAUAAUAUAAUAUCUGAAAGUGGAACUCUUUUUACACCGCAUUCUUUCGAUCCAAAACCACUGUCAACAGCAAGUCAAUUAGCUAAAUCAUUAGGUUUUAAUACAAAAAAAGUGGAAAAAUUACUCGAAAUCUACAAAACAUCAGCGAUAGAUAAAGUUGAAGAAGCUAUCAGCAAACAGAUGAAUGCUAAAUCAUAUUUCCUGCCAUCGGUUGAAGAUAUUUUCGAAGACGAAGAAGCAUUUCUAACUGAUACACCAUACAAUAUUCUGUUAGCUGGUAAAAAGCAUAAAUCAUUCAACCCUGUACCAAUUAUAAUUGGCAUAAACACAGUGGAAGGUUUAACAAGUACACUAGAUUAUUACACAAUAACUAGUCAAAUGGAUAGAAUAAAAAACGAAGACUUAACAGCUUUAGAUCAGAGAUGCUUCAUCAUACCAGAUGAUGAGAAAGACGAAUUUCGUAAUACAAUCAAAGAGACUUACUUCAGUAAUACGACAUCAGAUGAAUCUUUAGUCGGUGGGAUUAUAAAUUUAAAUACAGAUUUUUCUUUUGUCGGUCCUUUGUCGCUAUUUUCAGAACUAUACACAAAUAGCACUGAUGAGCCUUUAUUUGAGUAUAUUUUCAGUUAUAUUGGCAAUAGAAAUGUUGGGAGAUUGUUAACUAAUUGUAGUUUGGAGGCUACUGCUAAUAGAGAUGAACUGUUUUAUAUCUUCGAGUUGGAAAGGAUGCCUUUACCCAUGGAUGAGAGUGACGCAAAAAUUGUCACGUUCAUGACUAUGAUGUGGACGAACUUCGCUAAGUUUGGAUCACCAACACCUGACCCCAGUAACGGCGAGUGGUUACCAUAUCCCCACCACCUGGAGAUUAACCUGGAGCCGCAGUACGUCGCCCCACUGACCCCUGACAGAGCAUACUUCUGGAGACACUGCUAUUAUAAGUAUGGCGCGGAUUUGCCUGAAGAAUUGCGUAUAUCUAGUACAUAAUGUGUUUAUAGUGUUGUA